CUUGGGCAGCCACAGUCAUGGCGGAGACGGCCCGCAGUGCCGUGGGCUCCGCGCCUGGGGCGGCGGCUUCCGCCGAAGCCCCGCUGCAGUACAGCCUUCUUCUGCAGUACCUGGUGGGUGACAAGCGUCAGCCCCGGCUCCUGGAGCCUGGGAGCCUGGGCGGGAUCCCGAUUCCGGCCAAGAGUGAGGAGCAGAAGAUGGUCGAGAGGGCGAUGGAAAGCUGCGCCUUCAAGGCGGCGCUGGCCUGCUUGGGAGGAUUUGUCUUGGGAGGUGCAUUUGGGGUGUUCACUGCUGGCAUUGAUACCAAUGUGGGCUUUGACCCUAAGGAUCCUUACCGCACGCCUACAGCAAAAGAAGUUCUUAAAGACAUGGGGCAGAGAGGAAUGUCCUACGCCAAAAAUUUUGCCAUCGUGGGCGCCAUGUUUUCUUGCACUGAGUGUUUGGUAGAAUCUUACCGGGGAAAAUCAGAUUGGAAGAACAGUGUCAUCAGUGGCUGCAUCACUGGAGGAGCCAUUGGUUUCAGAGCUGGCUUAAAGGCUGGGGUCAUUGGUUGUGGAGGUUUUGCUGCUUUCUCUGCUGCGAUCGAUUAUUACCUACGGUGAGAGCACUUGCCUCCAGGGAAGGAUGAUGCCAGCCCAGGAUCAGAGCUGUUCUGUGUAGGGCAGUUUCUGCACCAUUCCGGGGCACUUGCUUCAGAGACUGAAGACAUUUGUUUUCCCUCACAUAGUUGGUGUCGUGAGGGAGCUGCCUGGCUGCAAUCUGCUACCUCUGAGCAGCCACGCUCUCUGCUCCUGGACUCCAGCCAGGCUGUGGGGGGCUGUGCCACGCCAGCCUCUCUCUUUCGGGCAGAUCAGGAGUCAGCGUGUUGACCUGUAGGAAUUGAGUUCCGCAGACGUUCAGUCCUGACCACAAUUGGCCCUCUGGUUGUUUGGUGCCGUGGGAACGGAGGGGACUUUAC
Molecule: messenger RNA, 958 nt
Organism: Lipotes vexillifer (Yangtze River dolphin)
Lineage: Eukaryota; Metazoa; Chordata; Mammalia; Artiodactyla; Lipotidae
Gene: TIMM22
Product: translocase of inner mitochondrial membrane 22
Exons: 4
Coding region: 18-602 (194 amino acids)
Biological process (GO): protein insertion into mitochondrial inner membrane
Cellular component (GO): TIM22 mitochondrial import inner membrane insertion complex
Molecular function (GO): transmembrane protein transporter activity
Source: RefSeq, a predicted model, not a curated record